Molecule: messenger RNA, 1008 nt
Organism: Letharia columbiana
Lineage: Eukaryota; Fungi; Ascomycota; Lecanoromycetes; Lecanorales; Parmeliaceae
Exons: 1
Coding region: 1-1008 (335 amino acids)
Source: RefSeq, a predicted model, not a curated record
AUGUCUGUCCGUGAACUUCCCGUUCAUCAGCCAAAGCUCAUACGACAGCAGACGACUUUGCUACAGAACAAGCUUCACUCUACAUUUUAUUCGGGAGGAAUUGCCCAUCCAACAAUCCCUAGAUUCCUUGAUAGGGUCAGCAUGUUGCAGAACCAAAAGGCAAAUUCCUACUCCCAACCUGCUCUACCCGUCAACACUCAAGCGGCACAAAAACAUGCGGGUUCGGAGAAGUCCUCGUCACCAAGAGUCCAACAUAACCUGUUACCUCUCAGCACCAAGGAGGCCCCUCCAAACAGUGAUAGUUGGACUACCGUCUCCAACUGGCUAGCCACAAGUCAGACAUUUGAGAAGCCACCAACACCAGCGCCUGUUGCGGACCCAGCUCCACGACAACGACGUCCCAAAGAGUAUUGGCUCCAAGUUGCCAAAACCCUAGAUCUUCGAGUCAAGUCACGCUCAGAGCAGUUCAAGGCUCCGAUCCGUUCAACCCCCGACAGCAUAUGCGCGAAUCCCGGCAUCAACGGCAGCAUCUCCAACCCUCAACCACACACCCAGCUUCGAAAACCAGACGAGCACACUCCGCCGGACCAGCCCGACACAGCCACGGACACAGUAUCCCCACUCUUGCCCGACACGAUGGGCCCACCCCGAAAGCAAGAGCGUGAGAGGGAGAGUUCCAUCGAGGCGAACUUGUCCGAAAUCCAAGGGAAGCUCGAGAAGCACAGGCGAGGGCAGGAGCAGCAGGGGCGGCUAGAGGCACAGAAGUUGAAAAAAGCGGACGAGGCGUUGAAGGGGAAGGCGGAGGGGCUUGCUGCGGACGCGAUGGCGACGCACGAGAAAGAGCAGGAGCGGAAGGAGUACGUUGAAGGGAGGGCACGGGAUAUCCAUGAGAAUCUGUUGCAAUGCAAACCCUUUGACAUGGAUGCUGUGAGGCGAGAGUUCUCUGAGAGAGAGGUUCAAGGCAUCACGAAAAUUGUGAGAGAGUUGGGCUUCGCGAAGAAGGAAUGA